CAUAUCAUAUGCUAUAAAAAUGUUGUUUGAUGAAUCAAAAUUCAUAGGUUGGUUGAUAGCUUUACGAUGGCUUCUCUAACUUUUCCUUAUUCGUACGUUGUUCUGCUAAUUGUUCUCCUCUUUCUCUCAUCUUUGUUCACUGCUACUUCUUCAAAGUGUGGUGGUUCUAGUGUGAACUUAACCUCCUCUUUAAACAGCAAAGAUUCAACGACGGCAUGGAAUUCACCUUCUGGCCACUUUGCCUUUGGUUUCCAAUCAGUUCUAUACGACAAUAAGGAGUUCAUGUCUGUGCUUGCAGUUUGGUUUGCCAAAGACCCCAACAAAACCAUGGUAUGGUAUGCAAAGCCAGAAAAAGAAAAAACUCAUCUUUUUCCGUUAGGAUCAACGGUGAAUCUCACAAACAAAGGAAUUGUCGUGUAUGAUCCAAAGGGUCAUGACAUGUUGUGGCAACGUCCAGAAAACAAUACUGAUUCUUUAGUAUCAUGUGCUUUUGUGCUAGACAAUGGAAGUUUUGAGCUUGUGGAUGAGGAUGGGAAGAAGGUUUGGGAGAGCUUUGAGGAGCCCACAGAUACUAUUUUGCCUGGUCCAGAAAACAAUACUGAUUCUUUAGUAUCAUGUGCUUUUGUGCUAGACAAUGGAAGUUUUGAGCUUGUGGAUGAGGAUGGGAAGAAGGUUUGGGAGAGCUUUGAGGAGCCCACAGAUACUAUUUUGCCUGGUCUAGGCAGAAGCUUCAGAGCACGCCAAUCUGAUACGAGUUUUGAUGAUGGGAAUUUUGAACUCAGUUGGCAGGGUGAUAGCAAUUUGGUUCUUUACCAUUCUCCAAAAUCAAGCAACGAUGAUUCUGAAAGCUCUCAGUCUCCAACACACGACGCUUACUGGGCCACUGGAACUGUCGGAACUGAUUCACAGCUUUUCUUUGAUGAGUCCGGACACAUGUACAUAAAAAAUGGCACGGGCACAGUGAUCAGAGAUAUCACAAAUGGUGGAUCUGAUGAGUUCUUUUACAUGGCUAGAAUUGACCCUGAUGGGGUUUUCAGACUAUAUCGGCACCCAAAAGAUGAGAACAAAGCUGUGGCUAAUAGUUGCAGUUCAACGUGGUGGAGUGUGGAGCAAAAGCAUCCAGAUGAUAUUUGCCUUUCCUUCACGAAGCAAACUGGGAAUGUUAUCUGUGGUUUUAACAGCUACUGUGUUAGCAGCGGUGACAGGACUAAUUGUGAGUGCCCGGAGCAUUAUUCUCCUUUCGAACAUGACAAUCUCAUAGGUUGUAGACCAGAUUUUCCACUGCCCAGUUGCAACAGAGACGGGUGGGAGCAGAAUAAGGAUCUUGUAGAUUUCAACGAGUAUCCCAAUUUGGACUGGCCUCUCUCAGAUUAUGAUAAGUUUGAAACUGGAAUGGACAAGGAUUUGUGCAGACAAAGAUGCCUUGAAGAUUGCUUUUGUGCUGUGGCCAUAUAUGGUGAUGGAAGCUGUUGGAAGAAGAAGUAUCCAAUGAGCAAUGGAAGGAAGCACGCGAAUGUGACUAGAAUAGCUUUUGUCAAGGUCCCUAAAACAGAUUUAAACAAUGAUGAAAAAGAACAGACUACACUUGUGAUUGUCAUAUCAAUACUCCUUGGAAGCUCAGUGUUCAUCAAUGUCCUUCUACUUGUUGCUUUGUUUGCUGCUUUUUUCAUUUUCUACCACAAGAGGCUUUUGAGCAGUCAGAACGUGUCAGUUGGUACAGUUAGUCACUUUACCUACAAGGAGCUUGAAGAAGCAACCACAGGGUUCAAACAAAUGUUGGGUGGAGGUGCUUUUGGAAAAGUUUAUAAAGGGGUGUUGAGAUCAAACGCAAGCAGGUAUGUUGCUGUGAAGAGGCUAGACAAGGUUGUGCAGGAAGGUGAGAAAGAGUUCAAAACAGAAGUGAGUGUGAUUGGACAAACCCACCACAGAAACUUGGUUCGUCUGUUUGGUUAUUGUGAUGAAGGGGAGCAUCGUCUUUUGGUGUAUGAGUACAUGAGCAACGGUUCAUUGGCUGGUUUUCUCUUUGGGAUCUCAAGGCCUCAUUGGAACCAAAGAGUGCAAAUUGCUUUGGGGAUUGCGAGGGGGCUCACGUAUUUGCAUGAAGAGUGCAGCACUCAGAUAAUUCACUGUGACAUAAAGCCUCAGAAUAUACUCCUGGAUGAGUUUUUCACUCCAAGGAUUUCUGAUUUUGGCUUGGCAAAGUUGUUGCUGGCUGAGCAAACUAAAGCUGCUAGAACUGGUUUGAGAGGGACAAUUGGUUACUUUGCACCAGAAUGGUUUAGGAAAGCUACAAUCACAACAAAAGUAGAUGUUUACAGUUUUGGAGUGGUGCUGUUAGAGAUCAUAUGUUGCAAGUCUAGUGUUGCCUUUGCAUUGGAAAGUGAAGAAGAGGCACUCAUAGAUUGGGCUUAUAGAUGUUAUAGCCAAGGGAAUGUAGCUAAAUUGGUGGAAAAUGAUGAGGAGGCAAAGAAUGAUAUGAAGAGGCUGGAGAAGCAUGUCAUGGUUGCAAUUUGGUGCAUUCAAGAGGAUCCUUCACUCAGACCUUCCAUGAAAAAGGUCACACAGAUGCUUGAGGGUGUUACAACAGUUUCUGUGCCACCUUGUCCUUCUAUCUUCAUUUCAUCUUCUUUCUAAACUGCAUCAGGGUGUUACAGCAGUUUUUGUCAAUACUCAGUCUGUAGCACACUGCAUUACACUUCUGCUAAUUUAUUUCACACUGCACUAUU
Molecule: messenger RNA, 2726 nt
Organism: Vigna radiata var. radiata (mung bean)
Lineage: Eukaryota; Viridiplantae; Streptophyta; Magnoliopsida; Fabales; Fabaceae
Product: G-type lectin S-receptor-like serine/threonine-protein kinase LECRK3
Biological process (GO): protein phosphorylation
Molecular function (GO): ATP binding; protein serine/threonine kinase activity
Source: RefSeq, a predicted model, not a curated record